AACAGCCUCCAAGAGAAACCGGUUCCAGUCCAGCUCCUGCUACUCUCCACCCACCAUGAACAUGAACAUCAACACAAGUUUCUGUGCACUGGCCCUCCUGCUUCUCUUCGCCGUGUGCUCUCAGGCCUUCUCUGGACCAGUGGGAGGUGAUCCCCCUACGUCCUGCUGCUUCAGCUACGCAUUAAGGAAAAUCCCACGCAAUUUGCUGGAAUCCUACUAUGAAACCAGCAGCAGAUGUUCUCAACCAGCUGUGGUGUUCAUUACAAAGAAAGGCCGGAAUAUCUGUGCCAACCCCACGGAGCAAUGGGUUUCAGACCAUGUGACUUACUUGGAACUCAACUGAGCGGAGCUGGAGAUAGAGUCACUUCCAGUUGGGGCCAAAGGCCAUUGUGCCCCCCCCCCCCAUGAUUUCCUGUCAAGUCAAACAAAAAUAUUACCUUGAGCCUGCAUUGUCAUUUUCCGGGGGUGGGUGGGUGUAGUUAUGUAUUGACCAACUCAGGGAUUUGUGAUGAUAAUUUAAGUUGUUUUGCCCAAGCUGAGGCUAUUAUUCCUGUUAAUUAUUUUAUUUAAGUAAGCAGCCUUUUAAAAAUAUUUUUUAAUGUAUUUAUAUGUGCGUGCGUGUGUUGUGUAGAA
Molecule: messenger RNA, 633 nt
Organism: Gekko japonicus
Lineage: Eukaryota; Metazoa; Chordata; Lepidosauria; Squamata; Gekkonidae
Product: C-C motif chemokine 4-like
Exons: 3
Coding region: 56-343 (95 amino acids)
Biological process (GO): lymphocyte chemotaxis; G protein-coupled receptor signaling pathway; cellular response to interleukin-1
Cellular component (GO): extracellular region
Molecular function (GO): CCR chemokine receptor binding; chemokine activity
Source: RefSeq, a predicted model, not a curated record